AUGUCGUCUGAAAUACUCCGAAGUCCAAGAAUCAACUCUGCACUUUGUGCAAAAUAUCGUGGCGAAACUGUUCGCUUAAUUGGUAAAGUUCUUGAGCUAGAAGCUAGUGAUAAAGGACAAGUUCAAGUCGUUUUAAAGCCUGGACAGGAUGCGCCGUUGAACCCUGAAUCUUAUAUUGAAGUUAUUGGACGCGUUAAUGAUGAUCUAUCAAUUAAGGAAUAUAAUCACCUUUCAAUUGGAGAACCAUUUG
Molecule: messenger RNA, 250 nt
Organism: Racocetra fulgida
Lineage: Eukaryota; Fungi; Glomeromycota; Glomeromycetes; Diversisporales; Gigasporaceae
Source: the annotation of a GenBank genome assembly